Salvelinus sp. IW2-2015 is the source of this 593-nucleotide messenger RNA. RefSeq names its product hepatocyte growth factor-regulated tyrosine kinase substrate (gene hgs). Gene Ontology annotation, molecular function: ubiquitin binding; phosphatidylinositol binding. Gene Ontology annotation, biological process: endocytic recycling; receptor internalization. Gene Ontology annotation, cellular component: early endosome. NCBI's taxonomy places the organism in Eukaryota, Metazoa, Chordata, Actinopteri, Salmoniformes, Salmonidae. The record is from RefSeq and is a predicted model, not a curated record.
CUAAACCCGACACGGGAAGUAGGAAGUAGCAAUAACUUUGCAGCUGGCUAGCGAUCUUUACAGUGGAUGUGUACAAAUAAUUUUUGAUUGACCAAAGAUACGUCUCGUCAGCUAGCCUGGUCAUUGGAUCAGCCAUGGGAAAGGGUGGUGGAACAUUUGAGAGGCUUCUUGAUAAAGCCACCAGUCAGCUGCUGCUGGAGACAGACUGGGAGUCCAUCCUGCAGAUCUGUGAUCUCAUCCGUCAAGGAGACACACAGGCGAAGUAUGCCAUCGGAGCCAUUAAGAAGAAGCUGAUGGAUAAGAACCCGCAUGUGGCCCUCUAUGGUCUUGAGGUGUUGGAGUCAGUAGUGAAGAACUGUGGGCAGACGGUCCAUGAUGAGGUGGCCUGUAAAACCACCAUGGAGGAGCUGAAGGAUCUACUGAAGACGGAGCCCAACGUGAGGAUAAGAUCCUUUUACCUGAUCCAGGCCUGGCCCCACGCCUUCCGCAACGAGCCCAAAUACAAGGUGUUCAGGACACGUACCAGAUCAUGAAGGUGGAGGUAAGUCAGAUCCCAGAUCAGCCCCAGCCCCCUAGACACUCCUGAAGACCUG